CUUCAAUGAUCAAUCCCAAAUUAAACAGAGGCGGCGACGCCCACCAUGCUGGUCAUGUGACCACUUCCUGUUGAUUGGGCUUUAAAUCACCUUCAUCUCCUCAGAAACAGAAACGCAGCAGGAACGACAGCCAGAGGAGCUCCUCGUAGGAAGAGCAAAGGAUUGUGGGAGUUGCCGUGCAGAUUUUUCUUCUUCUCUUCUCCUCCUCAUCCCUGGCAGGAUGUUUGGCAGGCUGCUGCUCUGCUGCUGGUCCCUCAGCCUGCUGCGCCUCUCCUGUGCUCUGGUUCAUGGUGGCAUCCAGCUGGACGACGGCCCGGCGGGGGGCCUCCGCACCGACACCUCCUACCUGUCUGACAUCGAUCGAGGCCACGCCCCCAACCCUGUUCAGGAAGCUGUUCUUCCUGUGGAGUCAGAGGAGGACCGGUUCAUGAUGGAGACGGGUUCCAACAAUGAGGAUUCGUCUGCGCUGCAGCUGCAGGGCCGAGCCGCUCGCUCCCCUCGCCGCUGCAUCCCUCACCAGCAGUUCUGCCUGGGUUACUCGCUGCCCUGCUGUGACCCCUGUGACACCUGCUACUGCCGGUUCUACAACGCCAUCUGCUACUGCCGCCCGGUGGGCCACACCUGCCCACACAGGCGCACCUGAGCACGCCUCCUGAGGGCUGAUCUCUGCGGUUCCACCUGCUCCUAGAUAAUAAACUGAAGAUGCGUCCUGGUGAAUUUGACACGGUUCCGCCUGAGGAUGUGGUGUUAGAAGAAGGGAAGAAUAAAUGGAUUUAUUUCUCCUGUAAUCGUGUGAAAACUGCUCUGAUUUGAAAUAAAUAUGUCCUGUGCUUUAGCUCUAA
This is a messenger RNA of Cyprinodon tularosa, 842 nucleotides long. Its product is annotated as agouti related neuropeptide. Lineage: Eukaryota; Metazoa; Chordata; Actinopteri; Cyprinodontiformes; Cyprinodontidae. Gene Ontology annotation, molecular function: type 1 melanocortin receptor binding; neuropeptide hormone activity. The record is from RefSeq and is a predicted model, not a curated record. Gene Ontology annotation, cellular component: extracellular region. Gene Ontology annotation, biological process: positive regulation of feeding behavior; neuropeptide signaling pathway; hormone-mediated signaling pathway. Bases 221 to 643 code for a protein of 140 amino acids. The transcript is spliced from 4 exons.